UCGACUCGUGUAUAUGUGUACAGGAAACUACGUGCGUCAGUGUGUAUAUAUCCAUUCCAUUCAGACAUCAUUUUGAAAUGAUGCCAAAUUGUACCUACUGCCCUGACUGUAACACUGACUUCGCUAAUUAAGGGGCUGGGUGGAGCUUUUGGCUUACAAAUAGCGUUAAAACAAAGGAAAGUAGGAGCAACGUUAUAUGCAAUACGACAUUCGAGUGUGUGUUAUCAAAGAUUAUGCAAUGAAGAAUAUAGACAGAUCAAUAUCGUCUGUCUUUGGUUUGCAAAAUUACAAGAUGAUCGAUUCCACAAAUGUUGCCACAUGAUGAACAGCCUGUGAAACGUAGACAUUAUACCAGUAUGGUUUAACCUUGUACGGCAGAGUGUUUCAUGGAUAGUUAGCGGGCAUUGACAGAGACACCGUAUCCAAAAUGUCUUCUCCGUCCCUCCUUUUAUUCGUUUGUUUAUUUUCGACAACCGUUGGAGAUGCUCUUAAGUCUAAGAUGCCGAAGAACUUUUCCUGGGUUGUGGACUCACAAGUAUGUGCUAUGGGAUUUCCCGGAUCGCCUGAAAACAUGCUGUAUUUAUUAGAAAAUAACGUCCGCUACCUGGUGUCACUAACGGCCGAAAGACAGCCAUCCGUAAGCGACUUCCCAGAAAUCACUGUUCUGCCUAUAACAGUUCUCGAUUUUACACCGCCUACUCUGGAACAGAUAGAUCAAUGUUUAGACAUCAUAGACAAGGCAUUACAAGAGGGAAAGGCUGCUGGUUUACAUUGUGCCCACGGGAAGGGACGGACGGGAACGGUGUUGGCCUGUUACUUCAUCAGGGAGUUCUGUAUGGAGCCCCAGCGGGCACUCGACCAGAUACGCAUGUACAGACCUGGCUCAGUGGAGACCAAAGAACAGGAAGAGGUCAUAUUUGAAUAUGCAAAUUAUGUAAAGGAAAAACAUAAACAAGACUGUGAAAACAAGUAGGAAGAGAAAUAUAUUCACAUUUUCGGAUUUAAGAAAGUGUUUCUGCUGUGAAAUGAAUCAAUUGAAAACAGGACCAACCGGGACAACAGUGCCAAUUAUUGAUAUCAUAUCAGGUGGUUUAAACUUUUAAAUAUUUUGUUUUAUUUUAAGACACAAUUUUGUCCGGACCCACCCUCAUAAAAAUGUUGUCCCGUUAUCACGAAAUUUCUUUAAUGCUCGAACAUCGAUUUCACAUGGUCGUGUACGGCUGUCACUGUUAAACCCUAAGACACAUUUCAACGACACUUGGGUAACUGACACAUGUUGAUUCAAAUAUCCUUUACUCGGUGUAUUUAUCAAAGACGUAAAACGCUCAUAUGCAUAUCCUUCUACCACUUACGCAAUUUUCUCCGACUGCUUACAUUAAAUUUAAUGAGGGGAAUCAAAACAAUACGGGUUGCAACUAAAAGAGUAAAGGAUCAUGUCGGUGGAUAAGCUAUCCUCCGGAAAAUCCUUUUAAUUGAAAAAUGAGAAGUGUGUAGAAUAUGUGACGUGUAAGAUCAGAUUUGUCGAUUAACAUGAUAUUUUUAGAUAUAGAGGACCACUUUUUAAGUUUAUUUUCAUUCCGGACAUUUAUGGUAUUAUUAUU
Molecule: messenger RNA, 1601 nt
Organism: Mizuhopecten yessoensis (Yesso scallop)
Lineage: Eukaryota; Metazoa; Mollusca; Bivalvia; Pectinida; Pectinidae
Product: dual specificity protein phosphatase 23-like
Exons: 4
Coding region: 428-973 (181 amino acids)
Biological process (GO): cilium assembly; protein dephosphorylation
Molecular function (GO): protein tyrosine/serine/threonine phosphatase activity
Source: RefSeq, a predicted model, not a curated record